Anguilla anguilla (European eel) is the source of this 2672-nucleotide messenger RNA. It is a transcript of the gene herpud1, whose product is annotated as homocysteine-inducible, endoplasmic reticulum stress-inducible, ubiquitin-like domain member 1. Lineage: Eukaryota; Metazoa; Chordata; Actinopteri; Anguilliformes; Anguillidae. The record is from RefSeq and is a predicted model, not a curated record. Gene Ontology annotation, molecular function: transmembrane transporter binding. Gene Ontology annotation, biological process: endoplasmic reticulum calcium ion homeostasis; endoplasmic reticulum unfolded protein response; negative regulation of endoplasmic reticulum stress-induced intrinsic apoptotic signaling pathway. Gene Ontology annotation, cellular component: endoplasmic reticulum membrane. The coding region runs from base 325 to 1587 and encodes 420 amino acids. The transcript is spliced from 8 exons.
AUUUGGAAACAACCCUCCCUACGAUUUAUAUCAGCCGACCAAAACUUCCUAUUUCGCAUCUGACAACCCAGAACUUUAUUUUGUGCGGGUGUUCAUUCCGUUGUUUUUGGUGUUUGUAAAAGAUUCGGAAUCGUCUGACGCGUUACAAUUAGAGUAGAUAAGUGCUACAAACCGUGUGUCUUUGUUUUUACUUUUGUGUAAAUUUCGAAUAGCAUAUCAACGUACUGUUCUGUUGGUUGUCGUCUUUUGCUGGGUUACACAACUCACUAGAUUUAGGUUACUUUUUUGUAAAGGGAGGAAGUGUAAAAGUACAUUCGCAAAAAAAUGGAUAACCCGAGUAGUUCUCCGGAACAAAGGACGCUUACGAUCGUUGUUAAAACGCCGAAUCAAGCCCACCACGAUCAGAUUAUCAAAGGUAUUGAUAUAAACUGGACGGUGAAGGAUUUGAAGAAGCACUUAUUCCAAGUAUACCCAAAUAACCCGCCCGAGAAAGACCAGAGAAUCAUCUACUCAGGCAAGCUGCUCCUGGACCACCUGCCAAUCCGAGAUGCCUUCAGAAGGUCGGACCCAAUGCCCACCGUUCACCUGGUCUGCACCUUCAGGGCUCUACCGGCGGGUCAACUGGGAGCUCAGCCCAAGGCUCAGGUGACGCCGGCGGAGCAGCGGAGGGGGGGUCCCUCGCCCCUCGUGACCGGAGAGGACUCGGGCGCCCCCGCGACCCCUCCGUCACCCCCGUCGGGGCCCCAAGCAGAUGGGCUGAGACGCAGAGGACACCCCGCGGGCUCGACGCCCCCCUGGACCGGUGCCACAGCGCCCUCCCCGGCGCAGAUGACACACCCGACGUUCCCCACCUACUCCCUCUACAGCCCCCAGCAGCUGCUCUGGCUGCAGCAGAUGUACGCCCGCCAGUACUACAUGCAUUACCAGGCCGCCAUGGCAGCCGCUGCCUCCGCCCCCGUGACGCCCGCCCCCGCCCCCCACCCCGCCGCCCUGCCCAACCCGGCGCCCAUCGACAACCUGCCGGCCAAUCAGAACGUGGCCGACCCCCAGUUCAUCAACCCGGGCGGGGCCAACCCGAACUUGCGCAUGAACGCCCAGGGCGGGCCGGUGAUGGAGGACGAGGAGGACGGCAACCGCGAUUGGCUGGACUGGGCGUACACGGCGGCGCGCUUCACCGUCUUCCUGAGCAUCGUGUACUUCUACUCCACCCUCAGCCGCUUCGUCCUGGUCAUGAGCAGCCUGUUCUUCAUGUACCUGCACACGGCUGGCUGGUUCCCCUUCCGCCGGAGGCCCAUAGUCCCAGUUGCAAAUGAACAGGCGCCAGAGGUCAUCCAGAACCAGCAGAACCAGAACAGGAACCCAGAGCUGGGGGAUGUCCCAGUUGGUGGAGGCAAUGCAAAUGCAGAUGAGGGUGCAGAAGAAGAGGGCGGGGCGGUGCAGGAAGGGGCGGUACCGGAAGACGCCGCUCUCCCAAACGCGGUGCUCGUGCCCCCGCACAGAGUGUCUCUGGCCUGGACUGUGUGGGUCUUCUUCAAGGGCUUCUUCGCCUCCCUGAUCCCCGACAUUCCGCAGGGCGUGGCCAACUGAACGGCAGCGGCACGGCGGCACCAUGACAUCACUGUGGGGGCGGGGCCAAGCCUUGUGGGGGUGGAGAUUUUACGUGGUCGGAGAGCGUUUUUGGGAUGUCCUGUGGAGGAGAGCCGUCUGUGGUGAUUUCUGACGCAUUCACGCUGAGGGAGAAGCUGUCUGUUAACUUAUAAACAUUCCUGUCCCCUCACAAAGGACAGUUGCCAAUCCAGCUGUGUCGCCCCCGGCAACCGUGGUCAGGGAACUGAGCACCGCCCCUUUUCUCCAGAACUCCUGCGGAUGCGUAAGAGACGUGUAAAUCUGCGUGACUCAAGGGCAGCACUUUUGUAUACGGUUGAGUUCCUCUUUUUAAUAUUAUUAUGCACGUUGCUUCUCGCCGCGGCUAUCUUCAGUCGAGGUUUGUCCGUCCUCCUAUCCUAACGAAGCCACGCCCCUCUUCCAGGAUUUGUGAUUGGACCUGAGGUGUGACGGCGCAGCGAGCGUGUGCGAGCGCGAGCGCGCACGUGUGCCCGAAUGCUGGUGCACUGGGAGGUAUUAAGUGUGUCCGUGUGUGUAGGGGAAAGAUGGGGGCUCAUGGGUCCUAGUCAGAGGACCAUGCAGUAGAGAGAGAGAGAGAGAGGGGGAGAAAUUAGGGGGAGAGAUUAGGCUGAAGGGAGCACUCGUUUCUCUUUCGCUUUUCCUUUCCCUUUCUAUGCCAAAGCUGCAGGUGAAGAUGCAAAAGAAGUUUCUCUUGAUCAAGUGUCUUGUGACCCACAAUUGUUUUGAAGUAAUAAUUCUCAGCAUUGUGGAUAUUAAUCCUUAACAUGCACAUGCUAAAUGUAGUUUAAUAUUAAUGUAUCUCUUGGUAUCAACAUUAAAUAAUCUAUACAAUACUAAUCCCAUUUGGGAUGGUUCCUUUUAAUGGUACCCACAUACACUGAGUGUAGUUUUAUUAUUUCUGCCAAUUAAAUCAGUCUGUUUAAUAUAUUUCCAUGCUUUCUAUUGUAAAGACCAGCUCUUUUAUCGACGCUGUUGAGAAAAUGUCUGAAAUGAAUCUGUAUUCGCGUGAAGGUUUAUUAAAUAAAUCUAUUUAUUUUGUCAGUCUG